Lachancea mirantina is the source of this 2049-nucleotide messenger RNA. NCBI's taxonomy places the organism in Eukaryota, Fungi, Ascomycota, Saccharomycetes, Saccharomycetales, Saccharomycetaceae. The record is from the annotation of a GenBank genome assembly.
AUGGAAAAUCAAACUACCUUUAUUCUGUUAAGCUAUUACCUUUCGAACUCUCUUCUGGAACAAGCUUUAUCAAUUUUGCAGAAAUGUUCAAGAUCUGAAACUGUCAGAAACGCUAAGGCCGUUCUGGUCUUUUGGCCCGCGUUGUCAGAACCGAGAACCGUAUUGAAAUUGAUAGAGGCUCUUGAGUCGUCGCAUGAGAGAGAAGGACAAGAAUUUUGGGAUGAUAUGCUUGAUGAUGAGAUGAAACUUAUCGUCGAGUUAGAAAGCGAUGCUUUGUCGAAAAGGUACGACUCUGUUAUGUGUUUUAUCAAUGAUACGAUUUCUUGUCAGGCGAUAGAGAUGACAUCUGAAAACUGGUGUUUUGAAUUAAUAAAGGGUAAAAUUCGCGGCUAUGAUAAACUCCUGGAGGAUCCUUCGGCAUAUAAGGUAGUUUGGAACUCACAUUUGGCAGAAAAAUAUCCGGAUUUGCAGAGGUGGACUGUGGGCGUGGUUAAGCCUUUGGGUCACUUAAACGCACGUAGCAGUGAUUUUCUAACCAUUGAGUUAUUUGAGAAGCUCAAUUAUUUCGAGGCUCUCGAACUGAUGUGGUUUACAGCGCAGGAAAGUAAUAGGUUUUUGACAUUGAAAUCGGUUCUGGCUUACGAAAUAAUACCUUUAAUGAAAUACAGAAAGUCGUUCGACUUCGUGGUAGAGCGAAUAUUCAGUUUGGAGACAUUUAGUCUCCAAUUUGAGUCCAACUACGAGCUAUUGAAGUAUUCUGUAGUGGAACUUAGUGACCAGUUUAAUGAUGAUAUUAAAAUGCAGCUACAGGGGGUCGCUCUCGAUAUUUUAUUCCAAAAGAGUAAAGAGAUCAAUUAUAUGUCAUCAAGCGAUCUGUCCCAAGAUCUUUUGCAAAUAUUUCGAAAAGUCACUACUGUGACUGCAAGCAGCGAACUUCCGUCAAUUGAUGCACUCAGAGCCUACGCCCGGCUUAUGCCUUUCUUACGGAUUACUGAUCUUAGCGAGAUUCGCCGAAUUACUCAAGAAACUGGAAAUAUUCAGAAAUCAUUCUUCUCCAGUGCCUUUAUGAAUAUUUUAGAACAGGAUGACAGAGCAAGCAUUCUUGAGAGCUUCAACACUCUGUUAGAAGAUAGAACUGUUUUUUCCAUACCAAUCGAGGACAAACGAAGACUAGCGGUCGAUGCUCUUUUAACAAAGCGCCGAUUCGACAUACUCAAACCUUUUGUCGAGAAUUAUCACCUCGAUGUCGAACAUGAUCUUUUGAAGACUCAUUUUUGGCACAUAUUUAACAGCUCUUCCGGAGGAAAUUCUUUGAGGUCUGACGUCGCAGAUGCCCGUGAAAUUCUUAGUAUGUUGACAGAGCCGGAGAGGUCGGGACUUGAAACUCUUCUAGAGGUCAUCGAAGAUCUUUCGCGUCACUCCUUGAGGUUGGGGCAAGGUAAAGAGCCACUCAAGCCAUUGAUUUUGAUGGAAUUCAAGAACAAUGUUGUAGGCUUGAUAUCCGUUUUACUUGAACACAAUACGGACCUCUACAAGGAUGUUGAUUUCACAAAAAGCAUUGCCCAAGGGUUUUCGAGAGCUCUGAGCCCAGACAUCGCCUUCGGGGAAAAAGAGUGUCUUGAUCUUCUACGUCUUCAUAUUGAAUUUGCGCUAGCAGAUUUCGAUUUCGAAUUUGCAUACGGCAGAGGUCAAGAAUUGCUUGCGAGUCAGAACUGCAGCGAAUACUGGCUUACGAUUUUCCAGAUAGGGAAAUUCUUCGAUCCAAGUUGGCCCGAUAAUGAAAUUCCGACAGAAAUCAUUUACCUACAGCUAGAAAUAUUAGGAAAGCUGUUGCAUGUCUGUCCAGUGGAGGAAACCGAGGCCAUUAUUUCGCAUUGGAGUGGGCUUGAAUUAGAAUUAGCCUCCCGAGAUAUUCUUGAUGAUGAAUACUCUCUCAGAAAUAACAAGUCUACUCAGAAAUUCAAAAACAUAAUUUUGAAAGAUGCCACCAACAGCGUUUCCAAUUUCCUAUCCGGAAGUCUUAAAUGGAGUCUGAGUGAGGGUAGAUGA